GUAGGCUACUACUGCAGCGGUCCCAGGUUUCAUGCAUACAACAUUUAGAGGCCUGCCUUAUUAGUUAGGUAGAGAGGCACAAAGUCUUCAUGGGCAAUGCGCUGGCCUUCCUCAGCAUUGGAAGGCUUAGGGAUCCUACUACACUGUAGUCGGUGCUGCAACCGAACAUUUCCGGGCACCUACACUAGGUGCAGGGUGCCCUACGGGAGGAAGCUGGCUCAUGACUUGGGAUCCAUCUGGGUGUUCCCAAAGUCCACCAAACUCCCUAUAGCGAGCACCAGCCACAGCGCCACAGUACCACCAGUUAAGCGCACCGCCACCGCGCUUCAGUCUGGACGCAGCCUUUAUUAGCCGCGAUAGUCGCUUGCCGCAGUCUUUGGUAACCUCACCGCAGUAAUUACGGCGAGGCAACAAUUUGGAGGCGCGUCCUCUCCAUCUUCAUCCCGUUCAAGUUGACAUCUACAUUUCCCGCUCAAACACGGCCUUCACAUUCUCUCCGUACCUUCAGCGAAGUUCAACCCCACCUCUUCGCAACGGUUCCUCGGAUACGUCGCCAGAAUGGCGCUCGACAACUUCUACCGAAACAAAAUCGAAUCAUUAAAGCUCGAGAUCAUCCAAGGCCAAGCUGUCCUCCGGCGAUUAGAAGCACAACGAAAUGACUACAACUCAAGAGUGCGGUUGUUGCGGGAAGAAUUGGGACUGCUGCAGCAACCUGGAUCUUAUGUUGGAGAGGUGGUAAAAGUGAUGAGCACCAAGAAGGUUCUUGUCAAGGUCCAUCCUGAAGGCAAAUAUGUUGUCGAUAUUGCGGACAGUGUCGACAUUAGCAAAUUGACCGUCGGCAAGCGGGUGUCCCUCCUCUCCGACUCGUACAAACUCGAGAAAAUGCUACCUUCCUCCGUCGAUCCCCUAGUGUCUCUCAUGAUGGUGGAAAAGGUCCCGGACAGCACUUACGACAUGAUCGGUGGGCUGGAUCAACAAAUCAAGGAGAUCAAAGAGGUCAUUGAACUUGGUCUCAACCAUCCCGAAUUGUUCGAGUCGUUAGGUAUCGCGCAACCCAAGGGCGUCUUGCUCUAUGGGCCACCUGGAACCGGAAAGACGUUGCUGGCCCGUGCGGUUGCUCACCAUGCCGACUGUAAAUUCAUCAGAGUGUCGGGAUCAGAAUUGGUGCAAAAAUAUAUUGGUGAAGGCAGUCGAAUGGUUCGCGAGCUUUUCGUCAUGGCGAGAGAACACGCGCCCAGUAUCAUUUUCAUGGAUGAAAUCGACAGUAUAGGCUCCAGCCGUGUGGAAGGAAGCAGUGGUGGCGAUUCCGAGGUGCAACGGACAAUGUUGGAGUUAUUAAAUCAGCUGGAUGGUUUCGAACCGACCAAGAACAUCAAGGUCAUCAUGGCAACCAAUCGGCUGGAUAUCUUGGAUCCUGCCCUUCUUCGGCCGGGACGGAUUGACCGGAAGAUCGAAUUCCCCCCGCCAAGUGUUGAGGCACGCGCGGAUAUCCUGAGGAUUCACUCUCGAAGCAUGAAUUUGACGCGGGGGAUCGAUUUGAAGAAGAUUGCCGAAAAGAUGAAUGGUUGUUCGGGGGCUGAGUUGAAAGGUGUGUGUACAGAAGCCGGCAUGUUUGCUCUGAGAGAGAGGAGAGUGCAUGUCACUCAGGAAGAUUUCGAUCUUGCCACUGCAAAGGUGUUGAACAAGCACGACGACAAGGAAGUGUCUCUGGGCAAACUGUGGAAGUAAGCACGGACAACUCUCGCAUGUCCUCAGCGAUUACAUUUCGAGACUACACCAGCUGUACUUCUACCAAAAAACGAUACAAUUGCCUGUCCGUACAUCGAGACAAUCCAUUUGUGUUUUGCUUCUGUUUACAUGCGUCUUUUUCUCUAGCCAUGCAUCUAUUCGUCUAUUCGUCUAUCCGGUUUAUCUCCUAUUUCUAUAGCGGUCUGUCUGUUCAUUCUUCCAUUCCUCUAGUCCUGUUCAAGUUUUCCUUCAACUUGCCGAAAUCAAUUUGUGUUUGUUUCUGUUUCAAUGUUCAUACUCCAACCUCCCC
Molecule: messenger RNA, 2038 nt
Organism: Exophiala dermatitidis NIH/UT8656
Lineage: Eukaryota; Fungi; Ascomycota; Eurotiomycetes; Chaetothyriales; Herpotrichiellaceae
Product: 26S protease regulatory subunit 8
Exons: 2
Coding region: 559-1728 (389 amino acids)
Biological process (GO): proteasome-mediated ubiquitin-dependent protein catabolic process
Cellular component (GO): proteasome regulatory particle, base subcomplex
Molecular function (GO): proteasome-activating activity; ATP binding; ATP hydrolysis activity
Source: RefSeq, a predicted model, not a curated record